UUUUCUUCCUCGUCCCCAUCCCUCUCACAGUCAACAUCUGAAAUCCUCUCUCCGCACCACCUGAAAGGCUGAAACUUUCCCCUCCCGAAACCCUCGCCUCGCCUCCAGCGACCACCAUGCCGCCGCCGCCGUCGCUGCCGGACGGAAUCGUCGAGGAUAUCUUCCUCCGCCUUCCGCCGGACGAGCCCGCGUGCCUCGUUCGCGCCUCCCUCGCCAGCAAGCUCUGGCUCGGCCAUCUCACCGGCCCUCGCUUCCGCGGCCGCUACCGCGAGCUCCAUGGAGCGCCCCCCAUGCUGGGCUUCCUUUACGAUUGGUUCUGGGACUACGUGCCGGAGGAGAAAGAUGCCGUCCCGCGCUUCGUCUCCACCACGGGAUUCGGCGCGCGCGUCCCCCCCGACCACCACUGGGGGGACUCGGGCUCGGACUACAACGCGUUGGACUGCCGCCAUGGCCGCGUUCUCCUCGGGGAUUAUGGCGCGCCCAUUCCGCUCGUCGUUUGGGACCCCAUGACAGGCCGCCAAACCAAGAUGGAAGCGCCCAAAGGACAGGAUAUCGGCAGCGGGGCCGCGGUGCUCUGUGCCGUCACCGGCUGUGACCACCGCGCGUGUCAUCAGGGCGCCUUCAGGGUCGUCGUCUUCGGCAGCAUGACCACCCAUGUUUAUCAUCCUGUUACUAUUAUACAGGUGUGCGUGUCCUCGCCGGAGACGGGUGAGUGGAGCCAGCCGUGCCCUGGUCUUGAUCUCGGAGUUGACGCAUUCAUCAUGCCGGUGCCCCCUGUCGUCAUCCGAGAUGCAGUUUACUUGAUGCAUGCGCGUGGUGAGCAUGAUCACAUUGCAGGAAUUCUCAAGUACGACUUGGGCUCUAAUUGCUUAUCGCUGAUUGACAUGCCCCUGCCGGGGGCUGUCAAUGUCGGCGACGUCAUCCUCAUGGCCAUGGAGGAUGGCAGCUUGGGGCUUGCACAUGCCAGUGGAUCAACCCUCUACCUGUGGUCAAGCUCAAGCCAGAUGGGUGUUGCGACAUGGACUCAGCGUAGAGCCAUCGAUCUCAAAAGCCUUCUUCCCAUUCAAAAUCCCAUGGAAGGACUUAGACUGAUUGGAUCCAUGGAAGGCAGUGAUAUCAUCUUCGUGCUUACGGACCUUGGCAUCUACCAGAUUAAUCUUAACUCACUACAGUGGAACAAGAUAUGGAAGAGACAGAAAUUCUUUGCUUUGAUUCCGUACAUGAGUUUCCACAAUCCACAAGGAUGACCCCCUGAAAUGUGAAGCACUGACAACAUAUGUUUGAACGUGCUUAAGGGCAGGAGGCCACGAUCAUCAAUAGGAAAGAUGACUACUUGGAGUGGAGGCGACAUGGGUCUUGUGAUUAAUCGUGUCAGUAGUCAGUAGCUGUUUAGUGCACUGGUGCUUGAAUUCUCAUAGUGAUGUUGCCUUUGGUCAGUAAGCUUGAUAAUUUCCCCGUGUUGUUGUUGUUGUGUGUAAGCAGGGGAAUGGAUUACCUUUGUAAUUAACCUCUAAUUUCUUGCAGCAUCAGCUAUGUGCUUUCUUGUUUAA
Molecule: messenger RNA, 1550 nt
Organism: Triticum aestivum (bread wheat)
Lineage: Eukaryota; Viridiplantae; Streptophyta; Magnoliopsida; Poales; Poaceae
Exons: 2
Coding region: 117-1247 (376 amino acids)
Molecular function (GO): protein binding
Source: RefSeq, a predicted model, not a curated record